This is a messenger RNA of Physella acuta, 3981 nucleotides long. Its product is annotated as lysosomal alpha-mannosidase. Gene Ontology annotation, molecular function: carbohydrate binding; alpha-mannosidase activity. NCBI's taxonomy places the organism in Eukaryota, Metazoa, Mollusca, Gastropoda, Physidae. The record is from RefSeq and is a predicted model, not a curated record. Gene Ontology annotation, cellular component: lysosome. Gene Ontology annotation, biological process: mannose metabolic process.
AUGACUUGUGCUUGAUAUGACGGUUUUACUUUUCAGUCUAUUCUACUUCUAGGUGGUUAGGUUUGUGUCGUCUUCACUCAGAUGACCACAGACUGUAUGUAGUGACUGAAUUAGAAGUAGAGAUAGAUAUUCAGUAGUAUUUAGAUCAAAUCACUUACCUGAAGUAGACCUGCUGGUGAAAUAAUGCAGUUCGUGUUAGCACUGCUUGUUGGAGUGCUGGUGGCUCCUGUUUGCAGCAGAAGCGUCAAAAAUGGUCAGCAAACUUGUGGAUACGAGAGUUGUAACCAAGAAAUACCCGGCAUGAUCAAUGUACACCUUGUGCCACAUACACAUGACGAUGUGGGCUGGCUGGUCACUGUUGACCAAUACUACUACAAAGCUGUACAGUUUAUACUGGAUGGAGUUAUCCCUGAGCUGGCAGCUGACCCAAGCAAAAGAUUCAUCUAUGUUGAAAUAGCUUUUUUCUCAAGGUGGUUCAAUGAGCAGGAUGAUGCCACACGACAUCUGGUCCAGAAACUUGUCAAUGAAGGCCGGCUGGAGUUUAUUCUGGGUGGCUGGUGUAUGAACGACGAGGCCACGCCCCAUUACACCGCCAUGAUUGACCAACACAAGAUUGGGUUUGAGUACCUGAGGAACAACUUUGGGGAUUGUGCCAGGCCUAAAAUUGGUUGGCAGAUUGAUCCCUUCGGACAUUCCAGAGAGCAGGCGUCCAUGUUUGCUCAGUUUGGCUUUGAUGGAUAUUUCUUUGGUCGACUUGACUACCAGGACAAGGACAAGAGGCAGAAAGACAAAACUAUGGAGUUUGUCUGGCGAGGCAGCCCCAACAAUUUGGGAGACCAGGGAGAUUUGUUCACUGGGGUUUUGCCCAACGGCUACAACCCACCUGGCAAUUAUUGCUUUGAUAUCACUUGUCUAGAUUUUAAUCCUCUUAUUCAGGAUGAUCCUAAUCUCCAUGACUACAAUGUGGAUCAGAUGGUGGAUGGGUUUAUCCAGGCUGUCAAUGAUCAGGCUAAAUCAUUCAGAACCAAUCACUUGAUCAUGACUAUGGGAUCUGACUUUAACUAUGUGCAAGCCCAUAUGUUCUUCAAAGAGAUGGACAAGUUGAUCAAAUAUGUCAAUGCCAGGCAAUCAUCAGGCAGUAAGAUUAACGUCCUUUACUCCACCCCCUCCUGCUACCUGAAACAACUAAACAACGACAACCUGACCUGGACCACCAAAGAAGACGACUUCUUCCCUUAUGCUGACCGCGAUCAUGGGUUCUGGACUGGCUACUUUGCCAGUCGUCCAGCGCUCAAGUAUUAUGUCCGUGUGGUCAAUAGUUUCUUCCAGUCUGUGAAACAGAUGGCGGGCCUGGCUAAGCUGGACAAUACAUAUGACAGUGGUGUACAGUUACAGAAGUUGGCUGAAUCUAUGGGUGUGGCCCAACAUCAUGAUGCAGUCAGUGGCACAGAGAAGCAGGCUGUGGCUUAUGAUUAUGCUCAACGCCUUGCUGAUGGCGUAAAUGGUGCUCAGAAUGUAGUUCAGGAUGUUUACAAUCUCUGGAUGCAGAAGGGCUCCACUCCUGUACCAACCCAGGUGUUCUGUGGCUCCCUCAACAUCAGUAUCUGUAGUGUGACUGAGAAUGCCUACAAUUUCCAAGUGACUCUAUACAACCCACUGGCUCGUCCUGUCAGCUACGCAGUCAGACUUCCUGUGUCUGGAAUCAAGUACACAGUGUACAAGGAAGAUGGCGUCACACAAGUCACCAGUGAUGUGCUCCCUCUCCCCUCUGGCACAUUGAACAUACCAACAAGAGAAGCAAGGCAGGCAACUAAUGAGCUUGUUUUCCUGGCCCAGCUUACUCCCCUUGGUUAUGUCACCUACUUUGUCAAGGCUGCUACCCUCAGCAGAUCUUUGAAAUUUGAAACUGAAAAUGAGAAGCACAAAGCUGAGGUGCCACCAAAUGACAACAGCAUUGAAGGAAAAUACCUGAGAGUGACCUUUGAUGACAUGGGCUACCUGCACUCCAUCACCAACCUGACCAGCGGGGUCACCGUGCCCUUGUUGCAGAACUUCUUGUACUACCAGGGUUUCCCUGGCAACAACAGUGCUGGCGUUGACCAGGCCUCUGGUGCCUACAUCUUCAGGCCCAGCUCCAACACACCUGUCAAUGUCCCCCUCAGCAAGUGGGGUGGGGUGGUCAAGGGUGAAGUUGUACAAGAAGCCUACCAGGUCUUCACUGAUUGGAUCAGUCAGGUGAUCAGAGUCUACCAGGAUAAACCUUAUGUUGAGGUGGAGUGGACCGUUGGACCAGUCCCCAUUAAUGACAAGAUAGGUAAAGAGGUUGUGACCCGCUACACCCUGCCUGGGUUUGGUAACAAGGGAGUCUUUUACACUGAUGCUAAUGGCAGAGAAGUUCUGGAGAGGAGGCUGAACUAUCGCCCAACCUGGGACCUGAAUCAAACUGAGCCAGUUGCUGGAAACUACUACCCAGUCAAUGCUUUCAUGGGAAUUAAGAGUGGAGAUGGCAAGCUGCAGUUUACAGUCCUCACAGACAGGUCACAGGGUGGGGUCAGUCUGGAUGAUGGAGACGUGGAAAUUAUGGUCCACAGACGUCUGCUGUAUGAUGACGCUAAGGGAGUGGGGGAGCCUUUAAAUGAAACUGGAAUUGACGGCAAAGGGUUGAUCAUUAGAGGUACCCACUACUUGGUGCUAGACAAUGUGGAGACCUCCGCCAGCAUUUACCGUCCCCUGGCCCAGGAGAUCUUCUUGCAGCCUCAGGUGACCUUCUCUGACCUCAAGGUCGAGCCAUCAGUCUAUGUCCAGCUGUUCAGAACACAGUGGUCUGCCCUGGCCACCUCGCUGCCCAAAAAUGUGCACUUGUUGACCUUGGAACAGUUCCGCCACACUGGACCAGUGCCAUCCCCCGGCCCCUCUGUACCUUACCUGAUCAGGUUUGAACACUUCUAUGAGAAAGGUGAAGACGCAACCCUCUCUAACCCUGUAACUUUUGACAUUCAGAACAUUUUUGCCCCAUUCCAACUGACUGACGUCCAUGAAUUGGCACUGGGUGCUAACAUCCCAAUAGAGCAAGUUCAAAGGUUAAAGUGGAACACCCAGUCAGCAACAAUUGGUGGCCAGCCACGCAAACAUUUAUCUGGCACAGUGGUAACUCUGGGCCCUAUGGAGAUUGUCACUUUACAAGUCAACAUUAAUAUUUAGGAUCAGAGAAAUUAUCAAAUGCUAGAAAUCAAGAGUAAAGAGAAAUCCACUCAAUACAAGUAGAAAAAAAGAUUAUUACCUUUUUUUAAAUUGUUGUAUUACUUAAAAGAAAAUUUUCUCAGUGAUAACCAUUAUUGUAUAAUAAGAAUAAAAAAAAACAGUUGUUUAAACAAUUUUUUUUCCUGUUUGUAACAACUAAUGCCAGAUGACCUACAUUCCAAGUCUUUCAGUGAAGUACCUAUGGAGUAAUACAGAGUAAAAUAUUGUAGCAUUUUUUAUCAAUGAACUGUUGUAUACUUAAUGGUCGUUGUAGUCCUCAUUAUUGUUUUAUAUUCUCCUGCCCUCCUAUAUUUGUAUUGCCUGUCUCUGUAUUUGUAGGAAAUACACCAGGCAAUGCUCAGCAUAUUGAAUUUAAGGCGUAAUGAAUUUAAAAAAAAUGAUUGAGUAUUGUCAAAGUGAACUUGUAUUCUGUAUUAUUAUUUUAAAGGAAUUAACAUCUUCUUUUUUAAGUAGUUUUGUAAGUCUGUUAACCUAUGCCUUUUUAUUCUUUAGAAAAGUAUGAAGGAUUGUGAAUAAAAUUUUCUGUUGACCUUAUUUCUUUAAGGUAUUUUAUGUGUAAAGAUUAUGUACGUACAUCAUAAUUGACAGACAUUGUUGGCUGAUCAAUGACAUUCUUUACACUAUAUUUUUUUGUGAUUUGUCUCCCCUCCCAGUUUAAAUUGUCAUAAUUAUGUACUCUUGAUAUGUACAAUUUUUUUUUUUUUUCAAAAUUAAAUUGUU